CAAUUUCAAUAGCUUUCCAUAGCUUUGUUUGGAAUGGACAAAGCCAUGGAAAAACAUUAUGAAGAACCUCAGUGGUCAUCUUGUCUGUCAAAACCUUUGACACUAGAGGUUAUCAAAGAAGGAACUGUGAUAGAUAUUCUCAGGUUGAUAGGAAAGCCUUAUUUUUUGAUAGGAAGAACUCCGGACUGUGACGUUCAACUGGAACACCCUAGUGUCUCCCGACUUCACGCAGUCAUUCAGUCAGAUGGCUCACAAGUAUACUUGUACGACGUGGAAAGUACUCACGGUACUUUUUUAAACAAAACAAAGUUGGAGCCCAAACAAUAUUAUUUGUUCCACACUGGAGAAUUGCUGCGUUUUGGACUAUCCACCAGACAGUUCGUUCCAUCUUAUGAAACGAAAGAGGAGGAGAAACUUUUAGAGACUAAUUGCGAUUCACCAGUAUCUUCAAAAGGUAUUUCUGAGGGAAAGGAAUCACAGACGAAGAACAACGACCCAAUUAGUAACUGGGUUGGUAAGAAUCCACAAGUCUAUUCAGAGGAAGAUGAAGAGGAAGUGUUUGAAACAGAAGAUGAAGAAAGGCAACGUUUGGAAGCUCUAGGUGGGUUUGAAGAUGUUCUUGGCGCUAAUUAUGGUGAUGAUAGUGAUGAUGAGUUUUAUGAUCGCACUAAAACUCGUUGUGGCGAAACUCUGGUCAAGCCUACUAAUAUUUCUCAUAGACAGGAAGGAAUCACGUAUAACCGACAUAAAAAUAUUGCCAAUGAAACCAUUCAAGAUGAAGAAGAGGACGAGUUGGAAAAGUUUAUGAAGGAGAAUGAACAAACUUUACAAACCCACCGCAAGCAUUCUAUGAUAGUUUCAAACAGCAGUAUUCAUUCCGAUGCAACAAAUAGUUUGAAAAGUAUUCCUUCUGAAAGUAGUCGAUCAUCUUCAGUAGAAAAAGAGAAAGAAGAAACCGAAGCUGAUGUAUUAGAAAAGAAUAGAAAUUCUAGAAAGCGUUCACGUAUUCCUUAUGGUCCAACGAGAGCAUCUUUGCCUUUGUAUGAUGAAAAACUUAUUUCGGCUCAAAGUUCAGAUCCCGAUAGAGAUUGGCAGCCUCCUUCUGGACAAUCUGGUGAUGGCAAAACAUGGUUGAAUGAUGUUUUACAUUACUGACUUGGUAAAAGUAUGAGAACUCUGACUACAUUGUUCUUCAAUCUCAAGAAAUAAUACUAACAUUGUUGUACAAUGACCUCCGUUUGAAACGACACAUAGAAAGUAACUGUUAGGUACGAUAAGAAACAAAAGGAAAUAGAAAAUAUGUCAACUCUAUUUAUUAUGAAGGAAUGUAUGAGAAGAAUACCCAAAGCUGAUAGACAAUAUUAUUUCUUCUGAUUUCCAGUUUCCAUAUUGAUGUUUGUAGCAGAAAUAUUUUUCGGAUUUUCUGGAGACUUGUUCCAUUCCUUUGCAGCUUUCUGAAACGCUUCACGAUGACUUAGAAAAGGAUUUUCUUUUUUCACCUAAAGUAAAUACAGAGUGCACGUGGUUGUUAGCUAAGUUUUCUUCCGUUCAUAUAUAGAAUGAAUAUAUUUCGCCUACCUUUAAUACGCAGUUUCUCAUAAAUAGAUUAUAAUGAGAUAGACUUCUUCCUUUUCUUUGAAUAGAUUGUUUAGUUAUCUUUUUGCUUGGCAUGUCAAUUCAAUUGCCAAGUCACCAAAUGUUCGAAGUCUGAAAUCCACAUCCAAAGAGAAAGAAGAAAUACGUGUCCAAAGAGAGUUGUAAAGUGAAAUAAGAUAGUUGAAUAAAUAUAACUUUCUUUAUAAUAAUAAAAUAUAAAUAGAAUUUCAUAUUG
This is a messenger RNA of Galdieria sulphuraria, 1831 nucleotides long. RefSeq lists its product as uncharacterized. Gene Ontology annotation, molecular function: mRNA binding; protein binding. Lineage: Eukaryota; Rhodophyta; Bangiophyceae; Galdieriales; Galdieriaceae. The record is from RefSeq and is a predicted model, not a curated record. Bases 34 to 1155 code for a protein of 373 amino acids. The transcript has a single exon.